AAUGGAACUCAGGUAUGUGGCCAUGCAAAGAUGGAAAACGGGUUAUAUGUAAUGCAGGACAAGCCUGUUAAAGCAGCCAGGUGGUUCAGGAUAAUUUACCAGUUCAUAAGGGGUGUGUACAUGAACUGCACAGAAAACUGGGCCACGCCAAUUUCUGUGUGCUUUCAGAGAUGCAAAAGGUGUGCAAGAACCUAAAAGUAAAUAGCUGUAACUGUUUCCUAGAUUGCAAUGUAUGUAAAAUGGCCAAAUCUAAGAGGAAGCCUGUGGCUUCUAAAAGUGACAGAGUAUCUAAAGAGGUUUUAGAACUUGUCCAUUGUGACGUGAUAGGCCCUUUUCCACAGAAGACUGAAGGGGCGCCAGAUAUGCUUUUCUGGUAAUAGAUGAUAAAUCACGUUUUAGUUGGUUGUUUUUGUUAAAGCAGAAAUCUGAGUGUUUCCCCACAUUCAGAGAAUGGGUUGCCCAAGCUGAAAAGCUCUUCGCUCGCCCUGUUGUGCAGUUGCAAACAGAUAGGGGCGGAGAAUUUCUGAACAAACAAUUUGGGGCAUGGUUGCCAUGUAAGGGGAUCACUCAUCGCUUGACUAACCCUUAUAGCCCUGCUGAAAAUG
This is a messenger RNA of Podarcis lilfordi (Lilford's wall lizard), 605 nucleotides long. The record is from the annotation of a GenBank genome assembly. NCBI's taxonomy places the organism in Eukaryota, Metazoa, Chordata, Lepidosauria, Squamata, Lacertidae.